AUGCGCUCGCGACAGACUCAAGUGUCCAUUCCGCAUUCCGAGAACUGGGACAUCCAGGCUCCCAGCGGAGAGCACUAUAUCAUCCAGAUAUCAUGGCCACUACACUGGACAGACAGGGAUCUAUCAGCCAAGAAACAAGCACCGGUUAUAUACAUUGUGGAUGGAAAUGCGCUGUUCAUGACGGCAACAGAGGCCGCCUGGCGUCGAGCCACUGGGCCACACUACUCAGGAGGGGGCAUCGUCGUCGCAAUUGGAUACCCUCUUGAAGGACAAGUCUAUGACAAGCGGCGUCGGGCAUUUGACAUGACGCCACCGUGUCCCGGUUCGACGGCAGAGUUUGGAGGAGCCAACGCCUUUCUAGACUUUAUUCGGCAGGACGUGCGAGAGCUUGUAUCAUCGAGGUUUCCGCAACUUACUAUCACCCGGGAAGCUCUGUUUGGGCAUUCCUACGGGGGUCUCUUCGUGUUGCAUGCUCUUUUCGCAAGCGCUUCCCUUUUUGACUGCUACAUGGCCAGUAGUCCUUCACUCGAGUGGGCUGACUAUUAUAUCCCGAGGGAGGAGAAGGGAUAUACUGAGAAGUCUGAUCUGGCUACCCCUAGUCUUAUGAUGUUCUUUGGGUCCUACGAGCAAGACCCCCCUCGGUGGCAUGGCGAGACCCAAGAGCAUUACGACGAGCGAAAGGCUGUGGCAGCGGCGCGGGGGACGGGAGAUAAUAUCAAGAAGAUGCGGAAAAGGCUACAGGAUAGCGAGAAACUCUCUGCGGUAACUUUGAAUGAGUACGAGGGAGAGGACCAUGGUAGUGUUAUGGCUUGCGCGCUGAGUCGCGCUCUGACAACAUUUUUCGAGGAAUGGCCGCUGGAUGGAAAUUAA
Molecule: messenger RNA, 870 nt
Organism: Aspergillus puulaauensis
Lineage: Eukaryota; Fungi; Ascomycota; Eurotiomycetes; Eurotiales; Aspergillaceae
Product: alpha/beta hydrolase
Exons: 2
Coding region: 1-870 (289 amino acids)
Molecular function (GO): hydrolase activity, acting on ester bonds
Source: RefSeq, a predicted model, not a curated record